Gryllus bimaculatus (two-spotted cricket) is the source of this 720-nucleotide messenger RNA. Lineage: Eukaryota; Metazoa; Arthropoda; Insecta; Orthoptera; Gryllidae. The record is from the annotation of a GenBank genome assembly.
GUGGGCUACAACGGCGAAGGCACAACUGUCAAAGUUGCCUCCUGCCCUUUGAUCACCGGCGGCAAGUGCCCAGAUCCAAGAGUUACCUUCUAUUUAUACACCCCGCUCAAUCCCACUCUCCCGGAGAAGAUCGAAUACACGGAGAAGUCAAGCAACCUCCUGCAGUUAAAUUUUAACACUUCGCUCCCUACGAAAAUUUUUACUCAUGGAUACAACUCGGGGAAGUUCAUCUUCGAUCAUCUUCGGAGAGAGUACCUGGAGCGCGGCGACUACAAUAUCAUCCUGCAGGACUGGGCGGACCUGGUGCCGAGCCCCUGCUAUUUCACGGCGGCGCACAACACGCGCUUCGCGGGCCGCUGCCUCGCCGAGAUUGGUGCGAGCGCGUGUGCGGCACCGUGCACGACGUGCACCUCGUCGCUUCAGCCUUGCGCGCACGUGCCCGCGUUCGCGGCCAACGACCUGCGGCCCCUGCCCCGUGCCGCGCAUCACGGUACGAAGCACACGCGGCGAGCCCCCCCCGCCCCCCCCGCCUCACAACGCCGACUAUCUCCUUUUCAGGCCUCCCCACAACUUCUGACUGUGCGUGUUCGACUUGACCCAUCCCCACCUCAGCCCGACGCUCUGUCCGCGCUUCCGUCCGCCCCGUCCGCGCUCCCGUCCGCGCUCCCGUCCGCGCUCCCGUCCGCGCUCCCGUCCGCGCUCCCGUCCGCGCUCCCGUCC